Pungitius pungitius (ninespine stickleback) is the source of this 3177-nucleotide messenger RNA. RefSeq names its product glycerol-3-phosphate acyltransferase 4. Gene Ontology annotation, molecular function: glycerol-3-phosphate O-acyltransferase activity. NCBI's taxonomy places the organism in Eukaryota, Metazoa, Chordata, Actinopteri, Perciformes, Gasterosteidae. Gene Ontology annotation, cellular component: endoplasmic reticulum. The coding region runs from base 583 to 1956 and encodes 457 amino acids. The transcript has 13 exons. The record is from RefSeq and is a predicted model, not a curated record. Gene Ontology annotation, biological process: triglyceride biosynthetic process.
GGGUGGAGCCGAGUGUCAUCUGAGGGCAGGUCGUUUCUAAUACGUAGCCAGUCCGUUGUCUGGCCGUGUUGCUCUCCGGGUGGAGUUAGCCUACAGAUCCGCAAGACAAAGGCAAGUGAUUGACCAGUGAAGCCCUCCUCCACCGGAGCAGGACGUAACGGGACCAAAAGGGUUAGUGAACUGUCCCCUGAGAGGCAGAGACACCCCCCUUUUGCCCCCGAUGAGAACCACCUGCUGUGCCUAGUUGUGACAUUGUUUACAUGUCUGUCCCCCGGUGGGAGGACAUCUGCCAAAAAACUAGAGCCGCCUUUUGUUGACUUUACAGUUCUGCCCCCUGCGGAACAACACCGAUGGAAGGUGAAGUGAUGAAAUUAUGUGAAAUUGCCCAAGAGGGCAACGUCGACAUGGCCAUUUGUACUUGUGUUGAUUCUCUGUUCCACGUGAGGAGCUCCAACCCCUAGUUGUCUCGAUGACGGCCUUUUUCUGACAUAAGACAAGGGCCACUUCGGGGGCCAGGAGGGUGAAGUGCUUCUCAGUCAUCGGAUUUUCCACAGUGUGACAGACCCACCCCUCAACUUCGAGAUGGAGCUCUCCUUCAACCCUUUCGACAACCUGGUGUGUAUCCUGCUGGGCAUCUCCCUCACCGUGUGGUUCACCCUGCUGCUGGUCUUCAUCAUCGUGCCUGCCAUCUUCGGGGUGUCCUUUGGCAUCCGGCGUCUUUACAUGAAAACCUUAUUGAAACUCUUUGAGUGGGCCACACUGCGGAUAGAGAGAGGAGCAAAAGAAAACAACCACCACUUGUACAAACCCUACUCCAAUGCCAUCAUUGCCAAGGAGCCCACCUCCUUGGAGGAGGAGAUCAAGGAGAUCCGGCGGAGCGGCAGCAACCGGGAACUGAACUCGGCACCGGAGUUUGAGAUGUCCGACAUCUUCUAUUUCGCUCGGCGAGGAGUGGCGAGCAUCAUGGACGACGAGGUGACCAAGCGGUUCUCUGCUGAGGAGUUGGAGUCCUGGAACCUGCUGACCCGCAGCAACAACAACUUCCACUACAUCAGCCUCAGGCUGACCGUCCUGUGGGGGCUGGGCCUGCUGAUCCGCUACGGCUUCCUGCUGCCUCUCAGGGUGACUCUCGCCUUCACUGGUGUCGGCCUCCUUGUGUUCCUCACGUGUGUGAUUGGGCUGCUGCCAAACGGAAGGUUAAAAAACUUUCUCAGUCAGAAAGUCCACUUGAUGUGCUACAGAAUCUGUGUCAGAGCUCUGACUGCCAUCAUAACCUACCAUGACAGUGAGAAUAAACCCAAGAACGGAGGUCUCUGCGUCGCCAACCACACCUCGCCCAUAGACGUCAUCAUCCUGGCCAGCGACGGCUGCUACGCCAUGGUUGGCCAAAUUCACGGUGGCCUGAUGGGGGUCAUUCAGAGAUCCAUGGUCAAGGCCUGCCCACACAUUUGGUUUGAACGCUCAGAAGUCAAGGACAGACAUCUAGUGGCCAAAAGAUUGAGUGACCACGUAGAAGAUAAAUCUAAACUGCCCAUUCUAAUUUUCCCAGAAGGUACUUGCAUUAACAACACAUCAGUUAUGAUGUUUAAGAAGGGCAGUUUUGAGAUUGAUGCCACAGUCUACCCUGUGGCCAUAAAGUACGACCCCCGAUUUGGAGACGCUUUCUGGAACAGCAGCAAGUUUGGAAUGGUCAACUACCUGUUACGUAUGAUGAGCAGCUGGGCCAUCGUCUGCAGUGUGUGGUACCUCCCCCCCAUGUCCAGAGAGGAGGGGGAGGAUGCUGUACAGUUUGCAAACCGUGUGAAGGCCGCCAUAGCCAGGCAAGGCGGACUGGUCGACCUCCUGUGGGACGGGGGAUUGAAGCGAGGCAAGGUAAAAGAUACCUUUAAAGAAGAGCAGCAGAAGCUGUACAGUAAAAUGCUGGUGGGCACCCAGGAGGACCGCAGUCGCUCCUGAGGGACCUGUGUGCAGGUGGACUGGACCAGAGACCCACUUGGGCACCUCCUGACUAAAAAGGCAGUCAGCAGUGCUCCCUCGCCGCAGGCGCUCUUGGGCUGGAAAAUGUCCCUCUCUGAUGUCAACAGUACUCCAUUUGGCUUCCUCGGUCACUGCCUCAGGCUUGUUCGGUGUGCGUCGUUGUCCCGGGUCAUCCUGAGCUCGCUUCCCUUUGUUGGAAUAGCUCGACCGAAGCCCUGCUUGUGUUAGAGUGAAAAUAAGAAGCGCACAGAAAAGGAACAUUGUCUUUCUUGUAAGCAGUUUUUUGUGGGAAACCGUGUAUUGUUAUCUAUCAUUGAGUUACUGUCUUUGUUUGGUAGUUUCAGCCUUUUAAGUUUCAUUUAACUGUCAUGUUUGUAUCACACUGUGUUACAGUUACAAAGAAAGCUAUUGUAAUAAUAACUGGUUUGUUCUAAAGCUAAAACCUGGGACUGAGUUGGAGUUUUGCAUGACUGGGUUGGGCCCAUGAUUUGGGGCACAAUGCCAGAUUUUGUUACAUUACAGAUAUUUUUAUGGGCUUUUUCCAAGAGAAAAAAAAUGUAUUUUAAGCUUUGUGUUUUACAUUAAGACUUGUAUCAAAACAUGUGAUCACUGUAGAAGCUACAUCUCAGAUGAGCUCUUCAUAUGUCGUCUGUUUCAUUUUUCUCUUCCGUGGAAUGUGUAAAUCGUCACAUUGUGAAAUGGAAGUUGUGGACCCACAGUUACUCAAAUGGAGGUUUGUGUACUGAGGUAGAUAGUUCUCAAUGUUCUAGCUAAUCGUGAAGCAUAAUGGAAGUGAAAGGGUAUAACUUGAGUUCCGUGAGACGGUGUUCAGGAUCCACUUUAAAGCCCCAUUGCACACAGGUAGUGACGUUUUGACCAUCACAAUGGAACUCCUGACAAUAAUGACAAUUCGCUGAUUCAUUCUCAUACUAAUUAUCGUCCUAACAGCCAUCAUGUUCUACAUUGAUUUUUUGCUCAUGCAGUGCCCAUCUUGCCUAAUUUAUUUUAAGCCAACUCUAAAAGCUAUUUUCUUUAUCCCCCACCCCCUCGAUGGUGAUCUUUCUCUCUGAGGAGAGCGCUUCAGUAGCCUCAGACUCAGGCUGGAGUUGAGGCGGUUUCUCCCAGAGGCCCUCUGUUAACAUGAAGAGUCAUUUGGGUUGUGUCGUUUCUGUUCAUCAAAAUAAAUGUUCAAGAAUGUGA